Molecule: messenger RNA, 1278 nt
Organism: Desarmillaria tabescens
Lineage: Eukaryota; Fungi; Basidiomycota; Agaricomycetes; Agaricales; Physalacriaceae
Exons: 7
Coding region: 16-972 (318 amino acids)
Source: RefSeq, a predicted model, not a curated record
CUCUUGCUUUUCCUCAUGGCAAUUCAGGCAGAUAUUCCACCUGAUCUUACCAACAGAGAUAAAGCUCUCAUGUUUCAAUUGCUCAAUGCUUACCUGAACUCCCAAAUUCUCCUCAUGUCAUUGCAUGGCAUAUACACCAGAAUUCUUGCUGUUACAUUGUGGAAUAUAUUCAUCAACAAAUGCUGGCUGAUACAACGAGCCUUGGUUGUCAUCAUUAUUCUCCUUCAUGUCCUGAGUACUAUUGGUGUUGCUACCAAUUGGUCAUUUCUAUGCUCUGCAUUCAUUGAAAAUGGGCAAAGUUUUUGGACCAUAUCCUUAAAGCUUACCAAUGCGAACCAAGCAGCCUAUUGGGAGGGGGGUAUUCCAUCCUUAAUGAGUACCAUUCUUGCAGACUUAUAUAUCAUGUGGUGCUGCUGGAUGGUCUGGGGACAGUGCUGGCUUGUUGUUCUACUUCCAAUCCUUUCCCUAAUUUCUGCAACUGUGUUGAAAAUCAUGGAAAUAUACCUUGAGUACACCCAGACCGAUGCAUCAUACGAAGUAUUCCUGAUACUCUACAUAUCCUUCACCCUGGCAAUGACAUUAUGGUGCACACUGCUCAUCAUUUUCUGCAUUUUGACUGUUAUUGGGGUUAGACACAGAGCAGCUCUGGUUCUAUAUCUGGCUUUCUUCAUUCACAGUGAUUUUGGAUUUUAUUACCUUGAUUCCAUAGCUGCCAUUGUGAGGGGAGUUGCACCCAUGCUCCUUGUUGGCAAAGCAGUGGCAGGACACACACACCCAACUGAAGAACAUGAUGAAAGUGCAACAGUGUCGACCCUUCAUUUCCAAAUGGCUUUCCAAUCCUCUCAACCUUUGCAACCUUCCACUUCAAGCUUUCAGGAAUCCACUGUGCAGAGUGCAGUCCUUGAAGUGGACAUUGAAGCUCAACGGGAGCGGUCAGAUGAGCUCAUGGUAGUGGUUGAAAGGACACAAUAAAGCUCAUGGUGAGUGUCUGAGAGUCGGGUUGAGACUGGAGACUAAAUUUUGACUGUAAUUUUUUGUCAUCCUAUCCUUUUUUACUAUCAUAGUACUCCCUACUUCAAGUUUAUUUCUCGAUCAACUAUAAAGUAUUUGAAUCUCCGUAAUCUCUACCUCCCUUUGGAUCUUUAUGUAUGAGCUUGUAGGACAGUCCUAAGGAGCGAUAUUAUUCCUACGCAUUCAUAAGUGCAGAAACUCCAGAGAACGUACCCAUACUCUAGGCCGCAUUGUGUUCUCCAUCGUCGCCUGGUUCAGACUUAUUCU